ACAGACACAUCCUUUAGAGGAAAAAAAAAAAGUUGGGCAAGUGAAAGGUCCACUUUUUAUCAUUGGUGUUGUUUUCUAAAACAUUGUAACAAAGGUUAGACACUUAAUAUUGUGGUCACUCCAGUUUCUCGUCUUUGAGGUAGACUAAAAAUAUUAUAUUUGGCGAAAUUAAGAUUAAUUAGUUCAUCAGGUUGACCCAGUGGAGUGUAGAGUAGGUCUCUGUUUUUCUGGAUCACCAAAAACUCUUAAAGGGCUUCAGUGCCUCUUUUCAUCAUAAUUUUACUCUGCGGUCUCACUAAUAUAUACUCUGCCAACAUAUAAUUUAUGACUAUUUGUAAGUAUUUGGGUCAUUUGAAAUAGGAAGGCUUGAGAGAAGUUGGGCACUUGAACUAAGUUACGUAAGCUGUAAACAUUUAAAUCACUCAACUCAUUAUUUAGUAUUUGUCAGCAGCUGAAUUUUAGUGCAUAUUCCAUACAGUAAGAGUAUCCUCUUUCCAUAUUUCAAAAUGUCUUCUAUGUUGGAAUUUUCAGAAAUGUCAGUAUGUCUUUGCUUAAUCUAGCCUUUUUAGACUCAAAAAGGCUAUAUUUCUAGUUUUAAAAAACAUCCAUCUUUAAAGUUAUUAUCUAAUAACAGUAUUAUAAAAGUUUUUCACCUUUGCUUCCCCGUUUUCUCCAACUUAUGAUAGGUUGUCAAUUUAUUUGUUAACAUCUACUGUCUUGACUACAUUAACUUUGUUUCUGUAGAAGUUUCUGCCUGAAGCAGCCAAAGGCUCAGUGACAUAGGAAUGAUGUUUGCCAGAGAUGAAAUUGGCCUGAUCCCAUGCCCCGAAGCAAGAUAUAACCGGAGUCCCAUUGUCCUGGUUGAGAACAAACUUGGUGUGGAGAGCUGGUGUGUCAAGUUCCUAUUACCAUAUGUCCACAACAAGCUCCUUUUGUACAGAACAAGAAAGCAGUGGCUAAACAAAGAUGAACUGAUAGAUGUCACCUGCACCCUGCUACUUCUCAACCCAGACUUCACCACUGCAUGGAAUGUGAGGAAAGAGCUCAUCCUCUCUGGCACUUUAAGUCCAAUUAAGGAUCUACAUCUGGGAAAAUUGGCCUUAACUAAGUUUCCUAAGAGUCCAGAGACAUGGAUUCACAGGCGCUGGGUGCUGCAGCAGCUAAGUCAGGAAACAUCCCUGCCUUCCUCUGUGGCCAAAGGAGGCUCAGGUGCAGUUCCUGCAGAGAGGACACAGCGAAUAAUACAGGAAGAGAUGGAAGUCUGCAGUGAAGCAGCAGGGAGAUAUCCCAGUAACUAUAAUGCCUGGUCCCAUCGCAUCUGGGUUUUACAGAACGUGGCCAAGCUGGAUCUGAAGAUUCUUCUUGAUGAACUAUCUUCUACGAAACACUGGGCGUCCAUGCAUGUCUCAGACCACAGUGGAUUUCACUAUCGCCAGUUCUUGCUAAAGUCGUUGAUUAGCCAGACUACUAUAGAGAGUGCUGUAACACAGCACAACUCUUUGAAAAAUGAGCCAAAAGAUGAAGAAGCAGCAGCAUCAACAGAGGAGCCAAGUGUGAAUCUUCCCCAGCUCCUAGAAGAAGAGGUGGAAUUCUGCACAGAUCUUAUUGAUUCCUAUCCAGGACAUGAAACCCUUUGGUGUCACAGGCGGCACGUUUUCUACCUUCAGCAUCACUUAAAUGGCAGGCUUCCUCCCAGCUUGACUCACCUGUCACCUGCAGACUCCUCUGGGGGGGCUUUGAAGGACUUGCACCAGAUUCCUACAAGCCCUCAACAAUCUCAGGCAAUGGAAGUGGACGGACUGAGUGACUCUAGCAAGCAAGGCUAUUCCCAGGAAACAAAGCGCCUGAAGCGGACCCCAGCUCCAGACUCCCUAGGCCUAGAGAUGGAGCACAGGUUUAUUGAUCAAGUAUUGUCCACUUGUCGGAAUGUAGAGCAAGCCAGGUAUGCCAAUGCAUACAGGAAAUGGCUGGUGACUCUGAGUCAGUGAAAGGGGUGGAUUCAUCCUAAGGAAUUCCCUUUAGUGCAAUAUUGCUUUUCUUUCUCAAUGCCAUAGUUGCAUGAACUGACUGGCUAACUGUAUUCUUCAUCUAUAGCUUAAAAGUCUAUAAGAUACCUUUUGUUUUAUUUAUUUUGUUAAGAGCCAGCAUUCCUUUGGGUAUAAGGUAACUGUAGAGUUCCUUCAUGCUAAACAGCGUCUUAAUUCUUUUCUUCCUCGUUGAUCCAUGGCUCUCUAUGUCCACACUCGGGCUUCUCGUUUGUCUCUUGAGCUUGGCUCACAUACUUUACUCACCUCAGUUCAGUUGCUACAUAGAUAGUUUCUUUAAAAAUUGAAAAUUUAUGUUGCAGUUCAGCUUAAGAAUAUUAAUACAUAUGCAGAACUUGCUCUAAUUGCAAUUUUGAGAAUAAAAUGGCUAGAUGGGUGGAUGUGAGAAUGUCAGCCACUUCUUUUUCAAGCAUGUUCUCCAGUUAUCCACUCAGAACCAAAGCCAGGAGUGUUGGAAUUUAUAUAGAAAAAAAAAUGCUUCCAAUGUAAUCUAUUUUUUAAAUGAUUAUUUAAAAGAAACUAAACUAAUUUAAGAGUUUAUGUAAUUGUAGUACUGAAAAAUUAUUUUUAUUACUAGUUUUGAUAGAUUGUUUUUACCUCAUAUUUGGUAUAUGCCAAAACAGCAAAUCAGCCCUUAUAAAAUAAAUUCUUUUUUAAAAAACCCACAAAUGCCAUUUUUAGUUAUUACUAUUUUUUCCUUCUAAAAUCACUUAUGAAAGUGGGACAUAGAAAUGUAGUCCUGUAAAGCUUUUUUAAAUUAGUAAAUAAGUAAGUAAGUUACUGAGGUCAUAGUGGAUAAACUGCAGUUUUUGUCAAGUGGCUAGUUAGGGUUUACUGGCAAAAUCUAGGGAGGAAGAGUAGUUUUCAGCGUUUAGUUCAGUUUUUACUUUUAAAAUGAAACAGCGCUCUUUGAUACUAAAUUCAUCAGGGAUAAGUACCAAAGUCCACCCUGGAGCUGUCUCUCAAUACCAAGGGCUGUGGUCUUCAGGCUGAGAAGCUGGGUGGGAAUGGGUCCAGGCUCCUUUCUUAUUCCAUCCACCCCUUCAGAUGAGCUGUGAUUCCUCUGUGUGUACGCCUUCUCUUUAUCUUGCCAGUCCAUUCCAUACUUUCCAUCACUCACUGACCCAUAUUUUUCUCUCGUGUUCUUUUUUCAGGGAUGCCUACAGAAGCUAUUAUCAGUGUUAUAAUAGCUUAAGACCUAUCUAUAAACACAAGAAGUAUGAGUAAGAGGUGCCCCUCUCAAAUUUCCUUUUAAUGGUUGUCUUGGUUAGGGUUUCUUUUGCUGUAAUGAAAUGCCGUGACCAAAAGCAACUUGGAGAGAAAAGAGUUGAUUUUGCUUAUACCUGCGGGUAACAAAUAGUCCAUCACUGAGGGAAUUCAGGGAAAUAACUCAAGCAGGGCUGGAAUCUGUAGGCAGAUGCUGAUGCAGUGGCUGUGGAGGAGUGCUGCUUACUGGCUUGCUCUACAGCUUGCUCAUUCAACUUUCUUGUUGGGACCCAGGACCACUAGCCCAAGGAGUGGCAUCACUCACACUGAUCUGGGCCCUCGGUCAUCAAUCACUAAUCAAUCCACUAUAGGCUGUUUACAGCAGGAUCUUAUGGAACAUUUUAUCAAUUGAGGUUCUCACGUCUCAGAUGACCCUAGCUAGGGUCAAAUUGACAUAACACUAGCUGUCUCUUGUCCUGCAUAUGUGCAAAAUGCAAGCAAUGACUGCAGAAAUAAGCCCAGCCGUCAUGUCUGGCAUGUUCUCCUUUCUCAUGCUUGCUUAUAUGCAUUGCAGGUUGAGGGACAGAAGGAAAGGCAAGCCUCUUCUGCCUUGCUCUGGUGGACACUUGUACUUGAGUUGAGUUAGGCAUACUGCAUUAAGAGAAAAGAAACACACUUUUACUUGGGCAUCAUGGUCUUAUUAGGUGGCAGACUGCUGAUUUGGGUGACACUUAGGAAACCAGGAAAAAGAUUUCUACUGGCCCCAGGGGAUAGAUCUUGCUCUCUUGGGGCAAAGUUGUUUUUACUAUCUUAUAUUAUUUAGGUGGUAAUAUACUUGCCAUUGUGAACAUAAUUCCACAGCCUUCUAUAUACAAAGCAUAUUUUGAAUCAUUAAAUACCUCAGGUUCUACAUGGACCUCUAUAGGGAAAACCAUUACAUGAUUUGUAGGUCCUCUGAGAUUGAGAAGUGACACAAAUGACAUGCAACUCCUGUGGCUGGACCCUGUCUUGACUCAGUCUUACCUUUUCUUCUCAGCAUCCUUUUUAGUGUCCCAAGUAAUAGGGCUUAUCUUUGAUAUAGUAUGUGUCAGGACACGAGCAUAGGCGAUGCCUUAUGAACAUCAGCUAAAUUUUUAUAGUGCUUCAUGCCUUUUUAUAUCUCCUACUCAGCAUCUUGAUCAUCUAGGUGUCAGCUGCCUUCUUCUAAGGCUCAGCCCACGCCUUCCCAAAGCCGUAGAGUCCUCUAAUAUACUGUGGUUGCAUCUUCCUAGUAAAGUUGGAAGUAGGUAGUAAAAAUGCAAAUAUUGAAAAGAUCCUGUUUCUGUGUAGGUUUUUGUAUGCUACAUUAUUUCUGAAAUUAGCAUUUUCAAGUAUUCAUUCACAGGACUUACGAUUUCCCUGUAACUUUUCCCUAAAUGUUUGGUAUUCAACCUUACUAGCAAGCUACUGUAUCUUUGACCAAAUGAAAGUAGAAAAAAAAAUAUGUCUAAUUUAGGGGAUUGUUUAGUCAUAUUCUUCUACAUAUAUCUUGCUGUUAAAAGGAAAAGAUGGUUUGAUUGACACCUUGCAUCUGAUUUUACUCCUGUGGAUCAAGAAAACCACUGACACACACCAAGCAGUAAGAUCCGUGAUCUUCACCAUAACCCCGCCCUACCUGUCUUUGUUUUUAAAGUCUGUCUACGUUGGUAAUUGUGUUGCCCGAUUAUAUCAUUUGCCUUGCAUAUUGUAAGGACUUAGUAACUAUCUAUUAAUGAUUAAUUAGCUCUUUGAAGAAGGGAAAGAUUGCUCUUGUUCAUAAAUGAUGGAAUAAUGAUCAGGAAAUUAAUGAGUUAUAAGUGAGUGAUGUGGACUAGCUCUGUAAUUCUUAAGGCGAGCUCCCAUGUGUAAAAUCAGUGAGAUUUAGAUUUGCUACCUUCAUUAUCUUGUUUAGAUUUGUUAAUGCUCAGCUGUGAGGUGGAGCUCUAGAAUUCUCUUAGCUGUUCUUUGUCUACACUAAAAAUUCUCAGUCAAUAAAAUCCACUUGAUAGGAAUAUUGUUUUCUUUCACUAGAUGGUGUUGGAGAGCAGAUCUUGCAUACAGCACCAGAGGCACAUUUGGUCAGCUGAAAUAAUUCUUGGGCUUUAGAGACUUGUUGAUGUGUAUUUGUACAGGAGUCAUCCUGAUCCCCAACUUGAACUGUGGACCUUGUAGGUACUCCUUGAACCUGUGGGUGUUGUUUUGUGAGCCUAAGGGUUUUCUACCUUCUUAGAAGCUCUGGGCCCAGACUUCUGUCACCUUUCUUACUCACAUGGCACAGUUCUAACUUAAGCUAAACAUGUUAUUAGUAUUUUUCUCUUUGUUUUUGCUGGUGCUGAGGCUCAAGUUCAGAUUUAUUAUCAGCCAUAGAAGUGUACAGAUUAUCACCAGAAGCCAGUUAUAGUUUCAAAUAAGGGCUAUGUAACAUACAAUGUAGAAGCAAGCUUUUGAGUUUAUGUGCAGUGGUCUGUAGAAUGCAUAUGUGGUAGACAAUGUUAUUUCAGUCAUGUUCAGCUCCUCUCAGUUCACACUGUGUGUGUGUGUUUAUGUGUGUGUGUGUGUGUGUGUGUGUGUGUGUGUAUGUGUUUGUGUUUGUGUACAAAUUGUCAGUCCUGCAGUUUUGUCUUAUUCAGCACAAGAUGGUGUCUGACAUGGGCAAAUGCAACUUCAGAGUAGAACCUCCAGGGAUCAUCUCAAUUGGCUCCCUGAGUUAGGGAAGAUUCAGCUGUAAAAUGAAUAGUGAAUAAUCCGUCCCCUUUUUCUUCCUCCAAAAACCGUUUUGAGCUUACUGUUAUUUUCCUACUCAAAAAUUUUACCUUAAAAUUUUUAAAUGCUUUAUUCUAAAGUUUUUUAACACUGUAAAAACAAGAUCUUUGUCUUAAAUGAAACUGCAAACCCAAGCAAUGUGUUUGUUCCCCCACCCCCGACACACACAGUCUGUAAUGAGCUCUUGCUUAUUAGAGGAGCAUGUUGGGGUACCGGAGAGUUUCAGCAAACUCAGUUUCAUAGAAGCAGUGAGCAAGAAAAAUGUCUUCUUUAAAAUAACUGUAUAUUGUGUUAACUUGAGUGCCUUUCUAACUUCAGUGUGUAGGUACAAGAUGUUCUUAAACUCAACUCUUGUGUUUAAGGAGUAAAAAGUGUAGAAAUUUUUUCAGCUUGUUGUAUCACAGUGAGAUAUACUGACUGGAGAAGAUAGCAUCUUUUGAUUUAUGUUUCAUUACUUGUCAAUUUUUAUGUCCUCUACCAAGAAUACCAAGAGUUAGAAUUAAUUCUCUGUCUCUCUGAUAGCUAACAUUUUGGGUUUUGGAGGCAUCAUAAUUACAGGGCAGAGUGUGCAUAAUUGAAGACACACAAAAGCUGUACAGCCUGUGCUUGAAGAGAGGCAUGCACCCCAUGCACUACUGAGGGGCAGGGGUGACCCAAGUGACCCUUUGCCUUAUGCUCAGAACAUGCCUUCCUCCCAAAUUCAGACAUGGGGGUAGGAUAGUUAAAAGGGGAAAAAUGGAACUGGCUAAUACCAAAAGAAAAGGUAAAUACUAAAAUGAAAUUUGAAGUUUUAUGAAUUUAUGUGUGGAAGGGGAGGGGAGGCCUGUCAUGGUUCAUGAUAGCAUAUAGUUUUCAUUAUGAUUUCUUAAAAAUAUAUGGUAAAUAUUCCAAAGGCUUUGCAGAGUAUUUUUGAAUAAUACAUCUCUCUGUUGAGUUCAUAAUUGAUGUAGAAACCAGUGCCUCCUGUGUGGCUUUAAGGUGGGAGGGGAAUUCUCAGGUUCCCAAUGUCUUCACCCUCUCAGGCCAUCCCUGUCACCACAGAACAACUAGAGGCUGGUGAUCUAGAAAGAAAGGGCAGUCAAGUUGAUAUGCUGAAGAAGCAGUGUGCUGCAAAGGAUGUUAGCUGUAAUAGUUCAUGCUUUCUGAACAAGAGCAGGAGCCACAGAGCUCACCCUGGCGGCUAUCAGUCUGUUGUAGAUUUAAUCAAUUUAGGACAACAUUUUAUAUUCUGUGGCCAAAAAGAAAAGGCAUAACAUGCUAAUUACAGUACAAGCUAUUAGUGUGCAAAAUCUAAUACGGACCAUCUUGCUGCUUGUCCUCUAGUUGUAUUGAGACUGUUAUCAAAAAUGUUACCAUGAAAAGGAUUUCUGUGUUAAGAGUUCCACGUGGGGAAGUGGAAGAGAUUACAUUUUGUUUCAGUUGAUGUUCUCAGCCUUUGAAAAUCAUAUUGAGGAGAAUAGUCACUGUUGUUUUGAAAACUGACAGCUGUUUUGCUUCCCAAGACUUCUUUUUCUCUGCAAGUGCAAGAUGCAAGACAGAUAGGUUCAGGGCAUCACAUGGUGCUGUGCAUAUUGUGGGAAAUGAACAAAUGAGAGCUGGGGAGUGCUGGAGAAGGAAUGUCGUUAACACAUCACCAUCUUAGCAUGUCCACAUUGGGUGAACUACACAGUUUUGUAUGAAAGAUACAUUAUGUUUAAAUAUACAAGGCAAGAUACACAAUUGUAUAACAUUGCAACCAAAGUUGAGGUUCUUUCUAAGUAUCUAAAUGUGUGUGUGUGUGUGUGUGUGUGUGUGUGUGUGUAUGUACAAACAUACAUCUAACAAGAUCUAGAGCUCAGGCUUACAUAGUUGUUUUACACAAAAGAUUUUAUGCAAUGAAUUUUUAUUUUCAUAUUUGGUCAAAGUAUUUUAAGACAAUUUUUUUUGACAGACAACCUCCUCCAGUAAAGUUGGAAACUGACAUGUGUCCAUUUGCCCUAUUUAAAUAUUUGUAAAAACUGAUUAUGUAUUUGGUGCUUUGCAUGUUUAUAUGCUAUUCUGUUUUUCUCCCAUUUUGUUAGGGAUUCAGUCUUCAUUUUAUGCCUACCAAUCACUUCCCUAAAAGCACCGAGCUCUGCUGAUGUUUAUGAAGUGAUGCAUAUAAUACACAUGAGGUUGGUGCAAUGCCCCACAGGGAUAUGUACUAAUGCUGACUCACAAGAUACUCCAACACUUCCCUAGAAACAAUCGUUUGUCCCCACAUCCAGUGUCAUGUAUUUAAGGCAGGUGGCUUUCUGUUGGUUAAAGAAGUGGUGUAGAUGGAGUGCAGAUAUGAACAGGUCAGUAAGUACUUAGCUAUUGCUUGCUCUAACAUCAGACUAACCUAGCUCUCCCCAAGGAGACUGUUGCCAUCUCUUCACUGAGGAAUAGAUUUGCUGUGUGAUAUAUUACACAGUAAAAUAUGUUAUUACAUAACAUGAAUUAUCACACUUGUUUGUUUAGGCUGGAUUUAGAAACAUACUAAAGAUAUUAUUUAAUAGAACCAUGGCAUGAAAACAAGAGUUGGAAAAAGUUUAAGCAGUAUUUCCCUGUACGAGGCACAUUUAAUAAAUGUCAGCAGCUGGAGAGCCAUGCUGCUCUCUGUGUAUUCCGUAGCCAGUACUUUGGAGCAGAGCUUUUUCAUUUCCCUCUAAUUCUCAGUUGCUUUGCAUCGUAUUAAAGGUGAUAAUGAUAACAUGGGAAGUCAGGCUGAGUAACUUCGUAUAAUUUUUUUUUUUUUAAUCAAUGGUAUUGUAGUUUAGUUUGGGUACCUAUUCUGAGUUGACCUGAUGUAAAAGAUUAGACAGUUUUCAAACAGACAUUCCUACCUGAACUGUGAGGAACCAAAUGUAGUGCAAGAGUAAUUAGGCUUUGCCUUCUGGUGAGCUUGCUGAUGCAUGAUCGUGUAUUGGCUGUAGUCAGCUUUGUGUCUUUGUUGUACUUUGUUGUAGGAGAGUAAUGGGGUGCACAGCAGACUAGAUCACGUUCCUGUUUCUCAGCUAGAAACAGAGAACAUGAGGUGUCUAAAUAUGCCAAGUAUUUACAUACUGCUGUAAAACUAGGAGGAAGACUUCUCAAAGGUACAGAAAUGAUUUGUUCUAAAUGUACGUCUUUGGAUGCUAGUUUAUUGCUUAGUUUAACAUUAUAAAAUUGGGGACUUUCACUGAAGAGAAAGAUCUUAGAUACUAUAUAUUCUACUCUCAGAAGUCAUCAUCUGGGUUAGUUUACAUUGCUUGUAGAUUUUCCAAAAAGAGCCUUCAGUGGGCUAUAGUUAGCAUUGGACACAUUAGUGUAAUCAUGGUACACUGGAAGAUAGCUCCUAGACAUUAAGUAUCAGUGUGACUAGCUUGUUUUACUGGAAACAGCUGUCUUCACUGAUAGAUACCACUUUGCCUCGUGUGACAGUCUAUAUUGAAGUUCCUUUAGCUCUUAUGUAUAGCAAUCCACAGUUUUAAAAGGCUUAAAUUUCAAGAAUUCUUUACAGCUAAAGUGUAUAUUCUGGAGGGGAAUAAGAAAAACUUUUGUAAAAAGGUAUAUGCAAAGUACAUGUGGUAUUUUGGGGUUUAGUACCCCAGGAUGAUCAAAUUAUGCUAAAUUCUAAGGUUAUGACUUGGACUUUUGGUUAAGAUUAAAUGUAAAUUCUAAGAUUAAGAUAUCAUGUAUUGUCUAUAGCUGGGUGUUCAAUGGAAAUGUAAUGUGAGCCCCAAAGGUAUUACAAUCUUCUAGUAGCAAUGUUUAAGACAUAUAAUUAACUUUUAAUAACAUAUCUUAUUUAACUUAAUCUAGUAAAACACUCUUUCAACAAUAAUCAAUGUAACAAAAUUAAGGAGCCGACUAUCACCUUUUUUCCCUUUAUAUUAGUCUUCACAAUUCAGUGUGUGGUUUGUGCUCACGCCGCUCCUCCACUGCAGCCAUGGUUCAUGCCCUCAGGCUCCACAUGUGGCCAGGGACUGCUGCAGUAGCAAUGCAGAUUUAUAGGGUACAAAGUAUAAAUCUGUUUAAAUUUGGAGGUGACAAAUAGACAUAAAAUUUCAGUCCUUAAAAGGUUGUUUAGAAAGAAAGCUAAUGAAGUUUUCCUUUAUUUUAAGUUAAUUUUGUCCUAGAAAUUGGAUUUGCCAAGCAUUAUUUGAAGAAGAAAUCCUGUGCCAUGCAAAAAUACCACUGGGAUUGUCAUAAAGUACUGACGGUGGGACAGUGACAGUCUUCAGUUUUCACUAAAGUCUGUCCUGUUUCUUCAACACACUAGCUUGAGUUGCAUGUGUACUGCAUAUCCGUAUCUGUUUGUUUCCCAUUAUUCUUGUUAUAUAAUGAUGUAUAUUAACCAGCAGCCCUAGAAUUCUAAUCUAUGCAGCUGUCUGCCAGAACAUAAUGAUGUACCUAUUAAAUUGUUAUAAAUGGCAGAGAAAUAAGUUGAACCAUUUCUUUUCCCAUUAGACUUGUUUUUUUAACAUGUGGCCAUGUACCAAACCAGCUGUAAAUUACUGUAUUUCUGUAGAAUAUGGAAGCGGUGUUGUCUUUGAUGAUGUCUAAGUAAACAUUACCUCUCCCAAAA
This is a messenger RNA of Mastomys coucha (southern multimammate mouse), 10602 nucleotides long. RefSeq names its product protein prenyltransferase alpha subunit repeat containing 1 (gene Ptar1). Bases 786 to 1988 code for a protein of 400 amino acids. NCBI's taxonomy places the organism in Eukaryota, Metazoa, Chordata, Mammalia, Rodentia, Muridae. The transcript has 7 exons. Gene Ontology annotation, molecular function: protein prenyltransferase activity. Gene Ontology annotation, biological process: protein prenylation. The record is from RefSeq and is a predicted model, not a curated record. Gene Ontology annotation, cellular component: cytoplasm.